CGUGACUGGUAAGAGAAGUACCAAAACAAAUAUGGCGCUGUCACGGAGAAUAUUUCCACCCGGCCCAAGUGAAGAUUGAAUAUAAUGUUGGUGUGGUAGAGAUUUCACUGGAUUCAGUCUCAUUAAUGAUGACGCCUCCUACAACAUGAUGUAGGUUUACCUUAUUUCACAUUGACCUAGGUAAACACUUCUAUAAUCCGUUAUAAUGGCCAGCCUGGAUUCAAGUCAAUAUUAUCAGGGGGAUGCAGUAGGCAAGCAACCCUCAAAGGCAAGCAAUCAGUUUGGUAGAAAAAGAUUUUUGCGUAGAUCUGAUGAAAUAGAUGAAGGAGUGCCACCUGGUGAUGAGCAGUGUUCCAGUUUUCCAGACCUGGUUAACAUGGCCAGCUCACAGGAACAUGUACCAAUAUUCAGUGAUUUCAGAAGCAAUGAGGAUCAGCUACCAGACCUGGUCAGUCCAGUCACGUCUCCGAGGAUAGAUCAUCCAGUCAAUAUACCUUUGAAUGGUGGUAUCUUAAAACAGGACAGUGAACCAAGGGAGUCAACUAUACAAGACAGAGCUACAUCUGGUAUAUUAAAAAGGAAUCCCACAGCACUAGACAAAGCUACUGAAUCUCAACAAGGUGCUUACAACAGAAGUGUCAGUUUUCAAGACAUAGAAAAUUCAGAGGAUGAUAAUCCCAAUGAAGACGAGGCAAAAACUCGUCGUCGAAGUUAUAAAGACUCGGGGUAUGGAUCCGAUGGAAGUAAGAACAAUUCCAUGGGCUCACAGAACCAUGAGGGAGAGGUAUUUGAUGUGGAAGAACACACCAUGAAGGUCCUCCAGCAAAAAAUGAAUUUCAACCCAAAUUGUGACGUUUUACCAAACCUUAGUAUCAUGUCAUCAGAGACACCAACCAACUCUCUACCCUCUUCUUCUAGUGGGGAAAGUGCCUCUACUGUCUCAGGAGGCAUUAAACAUCAACCGGAAUGUGAAAUUCAGUCAUCACACACCUCAAAGGAAGGGGCAAAUAUGCCAUUUCUCUCUGUGUUAGGUGAUGAGGAAAGAGAGGAGAGUUUUGCUGGCAAUAUUCCAUUUGUAAGUAUGUUAUCAUUCAAAGAUGACAUGAAUUAUAUCAAUAAGAAUGGCAGUAUGCCGAGCAAUGUAAGUGCUAGUACAGGCAAUGACAGUAGUGUGUGCCUUCCUAGUGACAUUUCUGGUAUGCCUGAUCCAAGCUAUCAAACCCCAUCUUAUCAUCAUGUUGUUAGUAAAUACUUAAGUGAUAUUCAGAAUUCCUCUGACAACAUGGAGUCACAGGCACCCAGGUCUAGUGAAGAGGCAGAAGCACUUCCCAGAUCUCCAUUUAGUAUGCUCAUACAGAUGAUACAGAAUGACAAGUCCCUACUAGAGAAGCAUCUGGAGGAUCCAUUGGAGUUUCUUAAGUUUCUGGAAUCCUUAAAGUUGUCACCAAACAUGCCAUCACCAUACCAGCAACCCAACUCGGCCACAGGAACUGGAAGAUCACAGCAACAUAAUGAGUCUGCCAUUGACCUGGAGUACAUUUCCCGGUGCCGGGACAGUUCCUGUUCUGACCCCAAAUGUAACAAGGUGCGUGAGGCUGUCAUUGGUCUGACUCAGGCACUGGCUGGCCGCUGGUCACUGGAGUGUAAUAAAACCAUCCAACAGGUGGGCCAGGCCCUCUACCAUCACACACGCAGCUGUGGUCAGCAUCUGUACAAGUGUGGCAUACCUAUGUGUCACCUCUUACGCAGUUUUACCAGCGGUAUUGAGGAAGUGUCCCAGUUCCUGAUUUGCCAGACUUUGCCAUGCCUUAGUCUUGGCCAAAGGUUUUACGAGUUUCCAGCCAAGGGAGAGUUCAUACAGCUUACGGCGACUGGCUCCAAUGAUGUUCUCCCUAGUCCUGAUGUGAUCCUCAUCACUACAUUUGGUAGCUAUGGCAAUGUGGCUCUGUUCACUGAAGAGGAGGACACCCUAGUGGAGAGUAAAGACCUGAUACUGAAGCGUAUUUUGAAGAAUGAUCAUGGUAGAAAUAACUUAGCAGAGGUGUACAGGAAGCUGAUUGGUGGUGGGCACCACCACAUCAUUCCCCACAUGUGGCUCUACAACACCACUGACUACUUAUACGUGUGUACAGACUUUAUGUGUGGUGGCACACUGGCAGAGUACCAAGACUUCCACAUUUUUCUGCAGCUAGAUGAAGCUACGUUUAUAAUGCAGCAGUUACUCAGUGCUGUGACAUUCCUUCAUGAAAAGCGAAUCAUUUACUUGUACUGGACAGCCUCAAAUGUACUAUUUAAGGAUACAAGUCGCAACCAAGUGUACCUGUCCAAUCUGUCCAUGUCACUCAUCAGUAAUGACAAAGUUGAUGUGGCAUUCCACAAGAGCUCACUUCCCGCAUGUAUUGUACCCCCUGAGAUUGUGACAAGUGAUGGUUACAUGAACCUACAGGAGAGAUCAGAUGUGUGGGGAGCUGGUUGUCUAUAUGCGGAGAUGCUGACUGGCAAGCAGAUGUGGCAGCACUUGCGACAUUCAAGUAGGGAGGCUGUAUUUAAGGAGAUGAUGGGUGGUGUGGACAACAUGAUUUGUGCAACCAAGGACACAGUACCACCUCACCUCAAAAGUCUGUUGGCUGACCACUGUUGGCAGCACAAUGUAGAAAACAGAAUAACCGUGGCAGCUCUGCAGGACAAAUUGGCUCAAUUACUCCAUCCUAUGUAGCAUGAACUUUCAGCUUAUCAAACCCCAUCCUACAUAACAUUGACUACCAUCUCACUUCAUACAUCCUCAACUACCAUUGAUAUUGAUGUGUCGGGUACGGAACAAUCUGACAAGGACACUGCCUUAGAUAAAGAGAGGAAAUUCAUCCCCAGUGACACAUCAGCUAUUAUAGAGACGUAGAAGACAUAUGCUGGACAUAUGAAAAGCCACCAGAAGGAAAUGUGCCAUGUAUUUAACUGAAUUUUUAUGUAUCAGAAUGUAUUUUUAAAUUUGUUAGAUAUGUCUAUAUGACUUUUCUAAGGCAUUUCGUGUUUUAGUAAAAUAAAACUGAUAUUAUAUGUUGUAAGAGAUAAAGAAUGUAUGUUUUUUAUGGACUUUCUAGGUGAUUAACAUUAAUGCAUAAAUGGCAUUUAUAUUUAUCUUGUUAAUGGUAAUAUGUUAAUUACUAAUACUUCAUGAAGUGCUUUUACCAAUCAACUCCUGCUUCUACACGCAUGCUUUCUUGUUAUGUACUUGGUGCCCUACCUGUUAAUUGUUAUGGUCAUGUCUCUGAAUGUCCUGCAUACCUGUCAACUCUUGAUAUUGUCCCGAGUCUCUCAUCGCCAUUUGUAACUGAACCUUUUAAUCACCUGAUCAUGAACACAAAAUUUAGCACUUUCAUGCAUUUCUUUAAAACUUUAUUCAAUGUCUAUUCAACAGAGGUGUGAAAUAUGAGGAAACUUAAGGUGAUAAUUAGCUUGUAUCAGUGUCCUAUGGCUGAUAUUCUGAGUGAUAACAUCAUGACUGACUAUAAUAAAGCGAACUUUCAUGAUAACUGGAAUUUAAGGUAUUGAUGAAAUUGUCAGUAAAUCAAGAUAUUUUUAAAGAAUAUAUAACAAUCGGGAGCCUAAUUGAGCUUCAAACUGAGGACAUCUAGACAUCUUGUCUAUCUCCCUGGUCAAUCCUGUGAAGGCUUACUGGACUUGUGAUUUCUAAAUCAACUUUUAAAAGGUGUAAAAUCAUUGUAAAGGUAAACCAGUUUUCAUAUGUAGAUGUAAAUCUUUGUUGAUUGUAAAGUUAAGUCUUAGAUCAUAAGUCUGGGAUCAUUUGUAGGUGUAAAAUCAAGAUCAUUGUAUGGGUAAGUCUGUAGGUGUAAAAUCGAGAUCAUUGUAUAAGUAAGUCUGUAGGUGUAAAAUCGAGAUCAUUGUAUGGGUAAGUCUGUAGGUGUAAAAUCAAUAUCAUUGUAUGGGUAAGUCUGUAGGUGUAAAAUCGAGAUCAUUGUAUGGGUAAGUCUGUAGGUGUUAAAUCAAGAUCAUUGUAUGGGUAAGUCUGUAGGUGUAAAAUCGAGAUCAUUGUAUGGGUAAGUCUGGGAUCAUUUGUAGAUGUAAAUCUUUAUUGAUUGUAAAGGUAAGUCUUGGAUCAAGGUAAGUCUUGGAUCUUAAGUCUGGGAUCAUUUGUAGGUGUAAAAUCGAGAUCAUUGUAUGGGUAAGUCUGGGAUCAUUUGUAGGUCUAAAAUCGAGAUCAUUGUAUGGGUAAGUCUGUAGGUGUAAAAUCGAGAUCAUUGUAUGGGUAAGUCUGUAGGUGUAAAAUCAAUAUCAUUGUAUGGGUAAGUCUGUAGGUGUAAAAUCGAGAUCAUUGUAUGGGUAAGUCUGUAGGUGUAAAAUCGAGAUCAUUGUAUGGGUAAGUCUGUAGGUGUAAAAUCAAUAUCAUUGUAUGGGUAAGUCUGUAGGUGUAAAAUCGAGAUCAUUGUAUGGGUAAGUCUGUAGGUGUAAAAUCAAUAUCAUUGUAUGGGUAAGUCUGUAGGUGUUAAAUCAAGAUCAUUGUACGGGUAAGUCUGUAGGUGUAAAAUCAAGAUCAUUGUACGGGUAAGUCUGGGAUCAUUUGUAGGUGUAAUAUCAAGAUCAUGGUGCGGGUAAGUCUGUAGGUGUAAAAUCAAGAUCAUUGUACGGGUAAGUCUGGGAUCAUUUGUAGGUGUAAAAUCGAGAUCAUGGUGCGGGUAAGUCUGUAGGUGUAAAAUCGAGAUCAUUGUACGGGCUAGUCAGGGAUCAUUGGUAGGUGUAAAAUCGUGACUGUUGUCAAGGUAGGCUGAGGAUACUGUGAAAUCUUAAGGAUCUCGAGAGAAGCAAUCUCAAACAAUCUGUUAUAGGUCAAAGUUGACAGGUAUGCUAGUUACAUGUUCUACAGUGAAUCUUGUCUAAACUGAUCACAGAGUAUUCUGACAUUCUGUGUAAUCUAAGUUAAAGUGUAUAUUUAGAAACACCAUCUACUGCAUAAUUUUGCAAUAUAUAUAUAUAUUUGAUGAACAUAGAAAUGUUGUCUGUUACACAAUCAUGUUAUAGAUCUUAAUUCUUUUUUGCAUAAUUAUAUGCAGGAGCUAUUCAUUGGACAAUUUUUAUGGCAGAUGUAUUGUGUUAUGUACUGUAAUAAAAAUAUUGUCUGUUGAUUAAAUUGAUUUCAAUGAAAUCUACAUCAAGAUAAA
Messenger RNA from Pecten maximus, 5174 nucleotides. RefSeq lists its product as uncharacterized. Bases 206 to 2716 code for a protein of 836 amino acids. The record is from RefSeq and is a predicted model, not a curated record. Gene Ontology annotation, cellular component: cytoplasm. Gene Ontology annotation, molecular function: protein serine/threonine kinase activity; ATP binding. The transcript has 15 exons. Gene Ontology annotation, biological process: protein phosphorylation. Lineage: Eukaryota; Metazoa; Mollusca; Bivalvia; Pectinida; Pectinidae.